GGCUGGUGCCUGUUGCCCUGGUAGCUUCCUGCCCAUGUGGUAGCCUGUGACAUCCAGCCUGGCUGAGGGGUUUCUAGGGCCACUGGGAAGCCACCGGCACUGAGGUGAGAUGGAGAGAGGGUGGGGCGGGGUGGGGGGCCCAGAGCCUGCCGGACGCCAGGGAAACAGGAGCCAGUGGCUAAAUGCAGACACACUGUCAUGGUGCUGAGGGCCUGAGUCACUGCCCCUGGAUGUCAGAUCCCAUUACCCACCCCCGCCCACCAUUCCGCUUCCCAAGGCAUUGCCCACACAAAUACUGGAUCCUCUGGCUUCACUGGCCCGGAGGGACCUCAAAAGGUCAUCAAGGCCAUUCCCUUGCCUCUAUCUUCAGAUCACAGGGACAGAAGGAGCUAAAAAGAUGAUACAGUCCUUUGAAUCCCAAUUACCCAGGGAAGCUUUUCCCAAACACGGACCCUUUCCUCCGACCCCAGGAUUUUGAUUUGGGAUCUGGAGAAAGUACCUCCCAUGUCUUCCCAUCAGCUCCCCACACAGCCAGCUCAUGGGCCGGUGAUGAAGCCUUCAUCACUCAGCAGGUAUUUAUUGAAACCCUGCUAUAAAUAGGUGCUGGGCACUGUUCUAGGCUCUGAAGGACUCAGAUGAAUAAGGCAGAGACAGGCCCCUGCCUCCAGGCUCACUCAUCAGACAGAAGAGGAAACAGGUUCGAGUUGAUGAAGGAGUUAGGCAUAGCAGAGCUGUGCUGGCUUCAUACCUGCUUUCAUCCUGCUGAGCCGCCUGGCUGCCCUCCCUCAGCCUCCUGGGGCUUCCAGGGCUGGGGGGUGAGGGUGGAUGUGGACUUGCAGUGCCAGCUGUGGGACAGUAGCCAGCAGCUGCCCCAGACCAGACACUGGGGAUCAGGAUGUCAACAGGGCAGCCAGUUCUGGUGCUGUGCAGAGUCAACAGGUCAGGGUGGCCAAGGUGAAGGUGGGCUCAGGACCACGCAGAGCAGCAAGCCCCGUCCCACCUCCCACAACACACACCUUCUAUUUUGGUCUGACUUGCCUGGCAUCUAGGGACAGAAGGUAGCCCAGAGUCCCAGAUUUUAACAAUCAUUACAGGACCAACCUGUUGCCCAAAAGUGACAUCAGACUCAACUCUUCUGCUGUGUACCCAAACCGUUGCCCUGGUUGAGCCUCAGGAGCUAGAGGAGAUUUGGGCAGAGGAAGAGCUGCAUGGUGGAGGGCUGGGUUCAGCCUCUGCUGUGUGACCCUGGAGGAGUGACUCACCUCUCUGAACAUCUACAAAAUGGCAAUGCUCCCCCCAUUCACAGGGUGUGUGGAGGGGGACUUGAGCUGCGGAUGUGAAGCUCCUGCACGUAGCAGGCACACAACACCUGCUUGUUCCUCACCACGUUCCCUCACUCCUAUGCUCCUGUCCUCUGUUGGAGCGGGACAGAGUCUGUGGAAUUACCCAGAAGUCCCCAGCCAGAGCUGCUGCCCCUUGGACGUGUGCUUUGACAGGCAUUUCCUGAGCCUGGGGGGUCUGGACACAAGGAUCAAGUUCAAGUUCCUCACCCCAACUCACCGCCUCGCCCCAGGUGUUGGCCUCCUCGCCAGCCCUGGACAAGAUGGGUUAUCAGGAUGGGACCGUGCGGCACAGCCUGUAGGCUUUGGAGCCAGGCAAACCCUGGCUGGGAGUUCUGACUCUGCCUCGGCCUCUGUGAUCUUGGGCAGGCAGCCUAGCCUCCCUGAGACACCAUUUAUUUACAACGGGCUCACCCUGCCUGCCUCAUGGGGUUUCCGUGGUCACUUACGCUGGGAGCAAAGGAGGCUCUGUGACAGGAGGGCCAGUUCGGCCACAGCAGGAAGACUGAGAGGAGGCCUGGAGUGGCUGAAGCAGAAGCUGUUCCGCCUGGGCGAGGACUGGUACUUCCUGAUGGCCCUCGGCAUGCUCAUGGCCCUGGUCAGCUACACCAUGGACUUCGCUGUCAGGAGUGUGGUUCAAGCACACCAGUGGCUGUACCGGGAGAUUGGGGAUGGUCACCUGCUCCGGUAUCUCUCCUGGACCGUGUACCCUGUGGCCCUCGUCUCUUUCUCCUCGGGCUUCUCCCAGAGCAUCACGCCCUCCUCUGGAGGUUCUGGAAUCCCGGAGGUGAAGACCAUCUUGUCAGGUGUGAUCUUGGAGGACUACCUGGAUAUUAAGAACUUUGGGGCCAAGGUGGUGGGCCUCUCCUGCACCCUGGCCUGUGGCAGCACUGUCUUCCUGGGCAAAGUGGGUCCCUUCGUGCACCUGUCUGUGAUGAUGGCUGCCUAUCUGGGCCGUGUGCGCACAGCGACCAUCGGGGAGCCUGAGAACAAGAGCAAGCAAACCGAAAUGCUGGCGGCAGCGGCGGCAGUGGGUGUGGCCACAGUCUUCGCAGCUCCCUUCAGCGGCGUCCUGUUUAGCAUCGAGGUCAUGUCUUCCCACUUCUCUGUCUGGGAUUACUGGAGGGGCUUCUUUGCAGCCACCUGCGGGGCCUUCAUGUUCCGACUCCUGGCGGUCUUCAACAGCGAGCAGGAGACCAUCACCUCCCUCUUCAAGACCAGUUUCCGGGUGGACGUCCCCUUCGACCUGCCAGAGAUCUUCUUUUUUGUGGUGCUGGGGGGUAUCUGUGGCAUUGUGAGCUGCGCUUACCUUUUCUGCCAGCGAGUCUUCUUUGGUUUCAUCAAGAACAAUCGGUUCAGCUCCAAGCUCAUGACCACUAGCAAGCCUGUGUACUCCGCCCUGGCCGCCUUGGUUCUCGCCUCCAUCACUUACCCGCCUGGCGUGGGCCGCUUCCUAGCUUCUCGGCUGUCCAUGCAGCAGCAUCUGGACUCCCUGUUCGACAACCACUCCUGGGUGCUGAUGACCCGGAACUCCAGCCCACCCUGGCCUGAGGAGCUCGACCCCCAGCACCUGUGGUGGGAAUGGUACCACCCGAGGUUCACCAUCUUUGGGACCCUUGCCUUCUUCCUGGUUAUGAAGUUCUGGAUGCUGAUUCUGGCCACCACCAUCCCCAUGCCUGCUGGGUACUUCAUGCCCGUCUUCGUCUUCGGAGCUGCCAUCGGGCGCCUCUUUGGGGAGACUGUUUCUUUCGUUUUCCCUGAGGGCAUCGUGGCUGGAGGGGUCACCAAUCCCAUCAUGCCUGGUGGGUAUGCCCUGGCAGGGGCUGCAGCCUUCUCAGGGGCUGUGACCCACACCAUCUCCACGGCGCUGCUGGCCUUUGAGAUGACCGGUCAGAUAGUGCAUGCGUUGCCCGUGCUGAUGGCAGUGCUGGCAGCCAAUGCCAUUGCACAGAGCUGCCAGCCCUCUUUCUACGAUGGCACCAUCAUCGUCAAGAAGCUGCCAUACCUGCCACGGAUUCUGGGCCGCAGGAUCGGCUCCCACCAUGUGAGGGUGGAACACUUCAUGAACCACAGCAUCACCAUGCUGGCCAAGGACAUGCCGCUGGAGGAGGUGGUCAAGGUCGUGACCUCCACAGACAUAGCCGAGUAUCCCCUGGUGGAGAGCACAGAGUCCCAGAUCCUGGUGGGCAUCGUGCGAAGGCCCCCGCUGGUGCAGGCCCUCCAGGCUGAGCCUCUUUCCUGGGCUCCGGGACAUCAGUGUCUCCAGGACAUCUUGGCUGGGGGCUGCCCCACAGAACCAGUGACCCUGAAGCUGUCCCCAGAGACCUCCCUGCAUGAGGCACACAACCUCUUUGAGCUGUUGAACCUUCAGUCCCUCUUUGUGACAUCGCGGGGCAGAGCUGUGGGCUGCGUGUCCUGGGUAGAGAUGAAGAAAGCAAUUUCUAACCUGACAAAUCCACCAGCCCCACAGUGAGCCGACCCAGCAAGAUGAAGCAGGGCACCCCAGCUGCCCUGGUGCUGAGGUUGGGCUGAGACCCCGCCUCUCUUCCCCCAUCACCACCCAUCCCUCCCUCCAGCCCAACUCCAUUCCUUGGCAUAAGAGGCAGCUGUAACCCAGCCCAGAAGAGAAUGGCUCAUUCUGGGAGAAACGAUGGCUCCUGAUUGAAAGCCAAGUCCCACCUUGGACAGAGCUCAGAGCGUGAGAUGCCAGAAGACCAGUAUCUGGCAGGUGCUCAGUGACUGACCAUCACAUUAAUGAAUGACAAGGUUGGGGUAUGCUGUCACCAAGGGCAGGCACAGAUGCUCUCUGGGGUUGUCUGAUUCCCAGUGAGAGGCUCCUGAGAAAAAUAAAGCUGGUUCCCAGA
Messenger RNA from Sapajus apella (tufted capuchin), 4204 nucleotides. RefSeq names its product chloride channel protein ClC-Kb. Gene Ontology annotation, cellular component: membrane. The transcript has 20 exons. Bases 1282 to 3813 code for a protein of 843 amino acids. Lineage: Eukaryota; Metazoa; Chordata; Mammalia; Primates; Cebidae. The record is from RefSeq and is a predicted model, not a curated record. Gene Ontology annotation, biological process: transmembrane transport; chloride transport. Gene Ontology annotation, molecular function: voltage-gated chloride channel activity.